AUGCCGCCUGAGAGUUCUUUAAACGCUGAAAUGUCGAAAAAGAUAUCAUUUUUUGGUUUGAAAGGAUUGAAAUUGUGGGUAUGGGUUUGUUUGGUAGUUGGAGUAUUCAUAGUUAUGAUUCUCUGCAUCUUGUCUCUAUGGAUUACAUUCCGCCGGAAAUCGAGAAGAUCUUCAAGCAAGUUUCCAUUCAACCAAAUACCAAAUGUGUUGAAAGAUAUCAGAGUCGACAGGGGCAGGUUUCAGAAUCAAAAUCCUCACCCUGAAAGUUUAUAUAUAGCAAUGAAUAAUGCUAAAUCCACUGAUAGAGUUUCUGGAAAAACGAUGAUGUCUCAUUUGGGAAGAACCAAGUAUAGUGAUAAUGAUACUUUGAGUCAAUGUAGCUCUGUGAAUCACCAUGAGAGAGCUUGUAGUUCUCAUUCUGGUGACGAAGGUGGCUUUGCAAGUACUGGGAGACAGUAUGGGGGACUUGUAACAGCAUCUCCUUUGGUUGGUUUACCAGAAAUAUCUCAUCUUGGUUGGGGACAUUGGUUUACUCUUAGGGAUCUUCAGCUAGCUACCAAUCGAUUUGCUGCGGAAAAUGUGCUUGGAGAGGGUGGCUAUGGAGUAGUUUAUAGAGGUAAACUUGUUAAUGGUACCGAGGUUGCUGUGAAGAAGCUUCUGAAUAAUCUAGGGCAAGCUGAGAAGGAAUUUCGGGUAGAAGUUGAGGCUAUUGGUCAUGUACGACACAAGAAUCUUGUUAGGCUUUUAGGAUAUUGCAUAGAGGGAGUUCAUCGGAUGCUUGUUUAUGAGUAUGUGAAUAGUGGUAACUUAGAACAAUGGCUACAUGGAGCUAUGAGGCAACAUGGCACUCUCACUUGGGGGGCACGAAUGAAGAUCAUUAUUGGUACCGCACAAGCGCUUGCUUAUUUACAUGAAGCAAUAGAACCAAAAGUGGUCCAUAGAGAUAUAAAAGCAAGCAAUAUAUUGAUUGAUGAUGAGUUUAAUGCAAAACUCUCUGACUUUGGGUUAGCUAAGCUCUUGGACUCUGGUGAGAGUCACAUCACAACCAGAGUUAUGGGAACCUUUGGAUACGUAGCACCGGAAUAUGCUAAUACAGGUCUGUUAAACGAGAAGAGCGAUAUAUAUAGCUUUGGUGUUUUGCUUCUUGAAGCUGUAACUGGACGAGAUCCGGUUGAUUAUGGACGUCCUGCUAAUGAGGUGAAUCUUGUUGAAUGGCUAAAGAUGAUGGUUGGAACAAGAAGAGCUGAAGAAGUUGUUGAUCCAAGACUUGAACCUAGACCGAGUAAAACUGCUCUGAAACGUGCACUAUUGGUUUCACUUAGAUGUGUCGAUCCUGAAGCAGAGAAACGUCCACGAAUGAGCCAGGUUGUGCGAAUGCUUGAAUCCGAUGAGCACCCUUUUCGCGAGGAGAGGAAGAAAAGAAGGAGCAAAUCCGCGAGUAUGGAGAUCGUUGAAACAAAAGACGAGUCUCCUGGUCCUAGCGGUGCAGAGACUGGCAUUACAAAGCCUGAGUAG
Messenger RNA from Arabis nemorensis, 1515 nucleotides. The record is from the annotation of a GenBank genome assembly. NCBI's taxonomy places the organism in Eukaryota, Viridiplantae, Streptophyta, Magnoliopsida, Brassicales, Brassicaceae.